Molecule: messenger RNA, 2940 nt
Organism: Chlamydomonas reinhardtii
Lineage: Eukaryota; Viridiplantae; Chlorophyta; Chlorophyceae; Chlamydomonadales; Chlamydomonadaceae
Exons: 10
Coding region: 184-1500 (438 amino acids)
Source: RefSeq, a predicted model, not a curated record
CGCUGCUGUAAACUUAGUCUUUCCAUAGCGGCGUUGAGAACUCGUCGACGCUACUCCCAUACUCGCGGAGGUACACCGCCACACGGUUUCUCAAAUACACAUUUGAGACAAUCCUGGAGCAUAUAGUUCAUAUUUGCACAGGACGGGGCUCUUCACAACCUUUCUAAAGCGGUGUCGGCGAACAUGACCGCAACGAUGUCGCCGAGCGGGCCGCCCGUCGCGACCGACAGUCUAGUGGAAUGUGCGCUCAAGGUGCUGAACUGUCCUGACCCCUGGCAAAAGGCGGAGUACACCUACACGACGGUGAAGUGGUGGCGGGACGGCACUCUGAAGCGGGUGCGGCCGGCGGAGUGGCGACACCUGCGGGCGCCCGACCGGCCCGCGCGCUCAGACGACAAGGUCAAGGUGUGCACGCCCGGCGAGGCCCCCCGCCGCGGCAAGGGCGGCACGCUGGCCUCGCGCCAGGCGCUGCUGCACAGCGCGGUGCACAUCGAGAACUGGGCGGUGGACCUGAGCUGGGACGCCGUGGCGCGCUUCGGGCUGCGCGCCGAGGUGUACGGCCUGCCGAGGGCCUUCUUCGACGACUUCGUGACGGUGGCGGAGGACGAGUGCCGGCACUUCACGGCGCUGGCCAAGCGGCUCGAGGAGAUCGGCUCGCACUACGGAGCGUUGCCCGUGCACGACGGUCUGUGGGAGUCGGCCUCGGGCAGCUCCCACAGCCUGCCCGCCCGUCUGGCGGUGGAGCACUGCGUGCACGAGGCGCGCGGCCUGGACGUGCUGCCGGGCACCAUCGCCAAGUUCGCCAACCACGGCGACGCCGACAGCGCCGCGCUGCUGCGGGACGUGGUGUACCCGGAGGAGGUGAACCACUGCGCGGCGGGGGUGCGCUGGAUCAAGUACCUCUACGACGUAGCGCACGGCCGCCGCGCCCCCGACCCGCUCGCCGACACGGAGGGCGAGCAGCAGACCCAGCAGCAGCCCCAGCAGCAGGAGGGGGCGGACGCGAGCGUGGGGACGCUGGCGGCAAAGCUGGCAGAGCUGGGCGUCAGCAGCGGUGCCAACGGCAGCGGCAGUAGCGUCGGUGCCAAUGGGUCGCAGGGGGACGAGGGGGAGGCGAAGGAGGGAAGGUCGGGGCCGCCGGCGCCCGGGAACGGCGACAGCGGCAGCACGGACGACGGCACGGGCGCGGGCGGCGGCAGGGGUGCGGGGGACAAGGACGAGCUGUCAUGGGUGUCAGACGCCCGCCGGUACGGCAGCGUGGAAGAGUGGUUCCACUCUCUGGUGCGGUCACACUUCUGGGGCGCCCUUAAGCCGCCCUUCAACGAGGAGGCCCGCGCCAAGGCCGGCUUCGGACCCGAGUGGUACCUCCCUUUGGCCGCACCCGCACCUGCUGCUGCCACGGCCGCUGCUGCUGCCACGGCCGCUGCUGCUGCCAAGGCUGCUGCUCCUACGGCUGCCCCUGCUACAGCUGCGCCGCAAGUGGAGGCGGUGGCACACUGAGUUCAGCCCGAGGCUUUGCGUGUGGCCGUGGCGACUGGCACGCACCCGGUGCGAUGCUGGCAGAACGAACCCGCAGACCGGCAGACGCAUAGGGUGGCUGUGUGAUGUGGGGUCGUAGGCAGGUACGCCGGGGGAUAGGAGCUGGGGGUUGGGCGUACUGCCGAAUGUGCCGAUGCUACAGCGCGAUGCAAGGGGCGGUGGCAGCAGGUAGCAGCGGUGGGGCGGUGCGUAUGCAUGUUGUGCCAGGCUUUGUUCAUGGGUUAGCACUGCUGGGGUGCAAGUGACGCACAUCCCGUAACUGUCAUUUCAUGCGUAAAAUGUGAACCACCACCAUCACAAUCAGUGGGCGUCGGCAGGCAGGAGCGGCUGUGCGCGCGAUGCUGCCCUGCUGAGCAGCAGCAGCAGCAGCAGCAGCUACGCCCUGAGCGUGAUCUGCUAGAGGUCGUAGAGCCUGCCGAGCCUGUGAGCAAUACAAUGGAGCGCUCCGAGGGACGAGCGGCAGAGGGAGUUACGGGUGUGUGCGCUGUUGCUGGGCAUCAUGGCGACGGUGUCUCAGAUGAUUCAUUCAGGCAUACAGCCGGUGUGACCAUGUAUUACCCAAGGACGCUACUCGGGCAACGGGGUUGACCCGUUGUCCCAUGCAGAGCGUCAUAUGUUGAUGAAGCGGGCGGUGAGCUCUGGCCCCCACCGCCUCACACCCCUCGAGCUGGGGGUCAGGCGGAUGGUCCAGGCUGUGCCAUGGCAAAUGCCAACCCAGGGAGGUAUGCCCCCCCGGCCUGUGCGGGGGCGUGUGGGCAGAGAGGCGCAGAGCCCACCGGGCGGGUGACGCCGGGCUCAACCAGUCUCAAUCCGACAUCAACUUGAGGACAUGCCACCAGCAAAGGGCUGUUUUAAGCGAAGGCUCCAGGAGCUUGCCGACUGACCGGAGCUUAAAACAAGUUUUGAAGUAGGGAGCAGUGUUUGAGCGGGAGGUGGUUCAGUUGCAGGGGGUAAGAAGUGCAGGGCCCGGGGUUUCGUGUGUCGCUCUGAAGGCCGCAUGCAUCACAUCGAGGUCUCAAAUGCUGUCUUUCUGGUUUGUUUUAUUAAGUUACGUUUGUGUACGGUAGCUGAUGAGCGAGCAACUUAUGCCGCCGUGCUUCGGAAAGCUAUCGAGUUCCUGGUUCGGAGGCCGCGUGCGCUUGCUGGCGCUCUCUUUUGUUGCCCGCCCGCCCACCCCUCUCCUUUCUUUCAGCGUUUGUUGCUUUGGCGGACGACAUGGGGGCCUUUCCUCUUUGUUGGGGUGCAAGUGCUGUGUUGAUUCAGGUUGGUUGCUGGUCCGGGGGGGUGGUUUCUGCCCGGUGUGUGGUGGCGAGAAGCCAAACCGGGCAGACCAAGUGAAGCAGCAUCCCGGUUGCUGCUGGCUGGUGGUCGGUAAGCUUGGGUGCAGAGACGCCAAGUUUU